Bactrocera oleae (olive fruit fly) is the source of this 1384-nucleotide messenger RNA. The record is from RefSeq and is a predicted model, not a curated record. NCBI's taxonomy places the organism in Eukaryota, Metazoa, Arthropoda, Insecta, Diptera, Tephritidae.
GAUAAAAUGCAUUUAAUUAGAAACCUAAAAGCACAUAAUUUCGCAGAAUUGUCUACUUAACUACUUUUUAUAGCAAAAAUCGAUCCACCCUAAUAUGCAUACCACAUAUGUACAUGCUUGUACAUGCAAAAACAUGCACGAAUAAUAAUGUUAAAUACUCAAUCGGGCAAUGGUUUCAGAGUAGUUACGAAAGUAAUCGCGCAUAAGUGUUCCAUGGAUCACCCGCGCUUUUUAGUGGAAGAAUUCAGAAGUACGCAUACAAUAACAAUGCGCAUUAAAAAUAUCAAAACUUGAAAAAUUACGUAGUGAAUGCUAUCUAAUUACCGCUAACGAUACGAAGUCUUCUCAGAGAAAUGUAUGAACCUACGAGCAUAAUGGUAUGUAAAUAUGUUCGUGUGUGCAUUGUAAUUUAAAUGAAGGUGAAAAGUGUUGUGAUGACCUGGAAGUUCACAAGCACUUGUACACGGGUGCGUUGAGCUGUUUGGAAAGUGAAAUAUGCGCCAGCUAACCUUUUUAUUUAGACUUCAAAAUAUGAGCAGAAGCAGCUCUUUUAAUGAGCCAUAAUAUCACCAUAACAACAGCAGACAUGGGAGACCGCUUCAAUUGUCAUCAGUCUUAAAUAUUUACUGCAGCUUAACUAUGUGCUGAGCGAACUCCGCAGUUCGAAGCGCAACGUGGACGCGUAACAAUAUGCCAAGAUUGAGUCCGAAAUUCGAUGAACGGUUAAAUACUUGUAUAGUGAUUAAGAAGCGCCGUCACUCUUCGAGUUAACGGCAGUGUUAAUCCGCGUUUGUAAUCUUUAACCACCGUUAUGGUUUCCAAAACAAUACUCAAAAUAUCGUUAGUAGUUUUUGUUGUUUCCGCUGUUUACAAAAUUCCGAAAAUUGCAGCGAAAUUAAGUAUGGGAAUGUAUUCCGGAGCGACACCAGAUCUUCUUCCAUUUGGUGUGAUUGAACAAAUACAGAUGAGAAACCCCUUGAAGAGUGUCCAAAGUAUAGCAGUAGAAAAGUCCGUUAUGCUUCCUUCAACGCCGUAUCAAGAUCCAAGGUCAAAGAUGUUUAAUCAAAACCGAAGGACGUCUAUUAAAUUUCGUCGCCAUAAUUACAUCAAUCGAAAAAGUAGACCGUCAACUUUGCGAAACCAGUCACUUUUGGCGCUUUCCCAGCAGAAUAAGCAGUUAUUUCACUUGUACAAUCAUGAGGGUAUGCCGGAAAGGCACUCAAGGGAAACAAUAUUACUUAUAGAGCUACUUUGCUGGUAGGGCCAUCAUAUAUACCCGGAAUUCACAGAUAUCGGUUUGUGAAUAGGUUGGUUCUUUCAAGAAUUUUUAGAUAUAUGUACAAUAUAUUAUUUGGAAUUUAUUGUCAGAAAACCGUUGAAGAAA